Messenger RNA from Thyridium curvatum, 1944 nucleotides. RefSeq lists its product as uncharacterized. The record is from RefSeq and is a predicted model, not a curated record. Lineage: Eukaryota; Fungi; Ascomycota; Sordariomycetes; Thyridiales; Thyridiaceae. Gene Ontology annotation, biological process: metal ion transport; transmembrane transport. The transcript is spliced from 4 exons. Gene Ontology annotation, cellular component: membrane. Gene Ontology annotation, molecular function: metal ion transmembrane transporter activity. The coding region runs from base 1 to 1944 and encodes 647 amino acids.
AUGUCUUUCCGAGACGAGAUUGAAGCGCUAUCCCAGAAGUCGAGCGAGUAUUACGCUUAUCCCAGGCCUGACCUGAACAGCCUAAGUCAGUACCUAAAGUCUUUGUCCAUCUACAAUCCAGGCUGUGGGCUGCCAGAGACUCGCUCGACCCUAUCAGAAACAGACCGCACGUCCUCUUUCGCCGUUGUUCACGACAUAGCCACGGGCAGAUGCCAGCCUUUUAGCUCAUCCUCAACAGGGUUGACUGACUUCGUUGGUCGUGGUAUGGAUGAUCAUGGACCCUCAGUGCUCUUCUUGCGUGGCCACGGCUCCCCCGAAUGGCUAGAAACGAUAGGGGAGAAGUACAGAGUCAGCCCAGAGCUGUACCGGCGGCACUUGCGGUAUCUUGAAUUCUCUCACAACAGCGGGCGGAAUCUGCACUCGUGGCCAUCACUGCCGUCGUCGUCUGCCCGCGUGUUCCAGCUGACGAUUCCGACGAUCUGCACCAGAAACGUGAGCGAGUCAGAUUACGAGCCUGAAGAUCUCCAGUCAGCGCGUCAGUCGAUGGAGGAGGCAAUGGGCCAGUAUUUCAGACAACUUCGUGCGAAAGCCACGGUUGCCGAGUCCGUGGUGCGAAAAUGUCUUUUGCUCAGCAAACAAUACUAUGUCGUGGAACAGACAAUCUCAAUCGAAGUUGGCCCGCCGGGUGAACACUGGCGUGCUAUAGUGUGGCUCGACACCGGGAAGGACCUAUCUCAGAGCACACAGCAUGGAGAACCGUGGAAGCCUUUUGCAGGCACCAAAGCCUGGGAGACAUAUUUCUUCCCGGUGAUUGUAAACCUUGCAUCAGACCCAUCUACGAACCGCCCAAGUGACCCUACGCCAUAUCCCAGCCAGAACAGUGUCCACGACCAUACCAGGUUGCAGGCUCAUCCCAAGGACAGAAACGCAGAAGAGUGGAAAGCGGCACAGAACAUAGCUUUACUGCCAUUUCAAUACGGAUCACGCCUCGACAAGAGCCUUGCACGACAGGAUACACUGUAUGCUCUCGGUGAAGUCUUCCAGUUCUCCGCCUCUGCUGAGGUUCAGUUAUUGAACCUCCUGCAGAGCCGCAUUGAGCAUGAACUAUCGUUCGUGGGAACGCAAGGGGGCAAUGAUGAAUACCGUCCGAUAUCGCUGUUGAACCUCAAAUACAUCAAGACGCAACUAGCAGCACACGUUCAGAACUUGAAUGAAACUGUUGACCUGCUCCAGAACCGCAAUCACCUUGAUUGGCCACACAUCAAAGGCUCCAGGGAAGAAUCAGAUACCGUGGAAAGGUCCGCCAACAUGCUUCUUGCCGACUUCAAAUAUCUCUUGAAACGGGCCGACAGCCUGGCAAAUCAGUGCGAUCAGGGUAUGACAACUUUGGUCAACAGCUCCAUGAUAGACGAGUCAAGGCGCUCAGCACACUUGGCUAUGAAGGUGCAGAGGCUCACAGUCAUAGCCACCAUCUUCAUUCCGCUAUCUUUCGUCUGCUCCGUCUGGGGGAUGAAUCUUGAAGUGUUGGGGUCGGGAUCCCAGCCCUUUUGGAAGUGUGUCGUAUCAGCAGUGCCUAUAAUUUUGAUCGCUUUGGUGAUCUACUACUCGGACAAAGACGGGAGUUAUUUCGCAGAUGAUCUAGCCAUGCUGCCUAUGGCCUCUCACCUCACAUUUCUUGAGUUUGACAGCAACUCACACAUUGUCACCAAGUCUGGAUCCGUCAGCAUGCCUGCGCAAGCCACCAACGCGCCUAAAAUCCAGCCAUGGAAGGCGAUGAAGUCCCGGGAGGAAGAUCCCAUCCCAGAUUUGAAGAAGGGAAGAGACGACGACGAUGAUGAAGACCACACCGCGCAGGGUGCCUCUGUCACUAAGCCGAUGGAUCGAGACACGGCCUCGAAGAAGUUGUCGAAGAGCAAAGCCAAGUCGGACCAGUCGACCAAUUGA